AGUACGGUGCCACGCCUCUCGAGAUUCCGCACCACAUUGAAGGCGCCAGUCUGCAGGACUGCCGGGCUAGAAUUGACCUGAUGAGGGCUCUAUCCAGCCCCACCUAUAUAGCCUUGACCUCGCCUGACCCCAUAGACUCCUGCUUCAAACUGUCUCAAAAAGUCAGGUGGUUAAGCGAAGCCGAACUCGAAUUAGCCGACGAGUACGUGAAAAUAGAAGAACAUUGCGAGAACCUUUCGGCCGAGUUUGUAAAUGCAGUUGAAGCUAGUGAUGACAUAAUGGUGUUGUUGAGCAUGACAGAAGGACCAGAUGGCAACCCAACUGUCGGCCAACCACUCUGUCGGCUAGAAAGGGCACUCAACGAGAGCCAUAAGUUGUUCGUAGCUCACUCGCAUUGUCAGUUGGCAUUGGCCGAUCAAUUUAUUACUGGUAUCGCAGGUUGGAGGCACAAAUCGUCAUCUGAGAAGCUACAGAUCACAAUCCUUAUGGUCCUAGGCACACCGCUUUGGGUCCUUUCCCUCGUCAUCUUGCCUCCCCUGACUCACGUGGACAGGUACCUGAACAUACCGCUUCUGAAGUUUGUAGCGAACCUUGUCAUGUAUCUUUCGUUCAUUUUCAUCGCCACAUGGAACCAGAUCAAACUCCUGCCCCCGGAUCCACAAGACCUUGAAAGUGACUCAUUUCGCCAUGGGUCAACUAUAAAGUGGUAUGAAUGUUACAUUUUUCUGUGGAUGCUUGGGAGUAUGUUCCAAGAAAUCCGCGAAAUGGCCAAUCAUGGAGUUCGCGCGUACCUAAACGACGUUUGGAACUUUCUAGACUUCAUGAUCGCUGUUAUGUUUCUAAUCGCGACAACUGCGAGAAUGAACGAUGCUCUGGAGGUCUUUGAGUACAAGUCGGUCGAGCGAACGAAAUGGGAGUUUUACGACAACCUUUUAAUAUACGAAGCGUCGCUCUGCAUGGGAACUUUGGUUGCAGUUAACCGAAUUUUGCAUUACUUCCGUGCAAGCCGAUUAUUGGGAAAAUUGCAAAUGAGUUUGGGCUCGUCUUUCGGAGAAAUUGCUAAAUUCAUGGCACUGUUUUUAAUUAUGUACAUAUCGUUUGCUUCGGCCAUUAACUCCCUCUAUUGGAAAGAUCAGUACACAGUUAUAAACGCUUGCGAGUUACGUGAUGCAAUAAAUGGUACCAAAACCUUCACGAAAUGUCCAGAUAUGAUUAUGAACCGAGUAAAAAAGGGCGAGUUUCAAUUCACGACAUUAGGCGGUUGUCUUUACCAGCUAUACUGGACGCUUUUUGGCUACUCGGAUAUAGUUUUUGCCUCGAAAGUAUACGAAAAUUGGACUCUUCACACAUUUGUGGGUUCAAUUUUGUUCAUUCUUUUCAACUUUGUUGCUGUCGUUGUUCUAUUAAACGUGCUUAUUGGUAUGAUUACAAAAACUUUGGACAACAUUGAAGAAAAUAUUGACACGGAAUGGAAAUUCGCGAGGUCAAAUAUUUACCUGGAAUACAUUAGCGACUCAGAUUGUCUUCCAGCGCCCUUUAAUAUUUUCCCCUCACUUCGAAAUCUGAUGCUGUUGUUUGCAAAACUGUACAAAAUGUGUUACAAAAGUGAAAAGUUACUUCAUAUUGCCAAGCCGAAAUUGGCCGAGACGAGACGAAAGCAGCGGGAAAGCGAAGAAAGAUUGCCCGAUAUCAUUCGGGCAAUGAAAGACCAGUACAUGCGUAAUCAAAUGAAAGAAGCCGAAGAGGGCGAGGUCACACUGGAUGACCUUGACUCUUUGAAGAAUGACGUUUCCGGUCUGAAGUUCGAGGUUCUAAGUUACGUCCGAUGUGUUCCAUCGACCCUGGAUGCCAUGUGCAAACGGCAGAAUCAGCAGUUGCACGAAAUUGACUUUUUGCAGAAAAAGCAGCGUGAACAAUGGGAAGAAAUGUUGGCACACGAGACCCGAAUGCAAGAGAUGCGAAUGACACAUAGUAACGAAAUAGCCGAGUUGCGACAACGCCAAGACGAUUCGUUCGACUUUACGAGAAAGUUUACGAGUCAGAGAUUAGACGAAACGACUAAUUUUCAAACCCAGAAAGCCCAAGAAAAUCAAAAUGAGGCGAAAGAAAAAAUAAGCGAGGCAAAAGAUGAGCAAAUUUGUAAAGUGAACGACAUUUAUCUGCGCCAAAAUGAACAUUUUUCUGCAUUGAAAGAAGAGCAAAAUUUGAUUAAAUCAGUUCAGAAAGAAAACGCUGAGACUGCUUUGAAAAAUACGCUCAUGUUGAAAGAACUAAUAGAUUAUCAAGACCAAAAAACCACACAGUAUAAAAAAGAGCAGGACCAAAAAAUGGCUGAAAUGCAGCAAAAACAGUUCGAACUUAUCGAAAGUUUACGGAACGAAAGUCAAGUUAAACAUGAGUUUCAAGUCAAUAAUAUGAAGGAAAUUCACAACUUCCAACAAGAUAAUAUGAAAAAUCUUCAUAACGAACAAAUAACAAUGAUGAAACACAUGGAAACGGAGUAUAAAGAUCGAUUAAAUAGCGAAGUCUCAUGUUUGAAAGAGUUUUAUGAAACGAAAAUGGGUGAAUAUUUAUUGGCGCAGCAAACUAUAAUUUCUGAUCAAAGUAGGCUAAUCAAAGAUCUCUUGCGGGGAAUUGAAGAUCAUUUCACGCACGUUUCGACCAACAAUUCCGAAAAAAUUCUGGAAUCUCAGAAAAUGAUUCCGAAUAUGUUCCGAAACGAAGCACGAAUUGUAUGUCAAAGUAUGCAAGAUAUCUACAAUAACAAGCCUAUGUCCUUACCCGCGACUCCGAUUUUGCCGCGUGAACGAAUCAUGCCUACUAGAUUGCCCCAGCCUAAGUUUAGGUCGCCAAUACCUGUCAAUCAGGUCCGACCGUUUUCCUCUCAUUUUGACACUCCGAGGUCAAUAACCGGUUUGUCAAACUACAGCUCAACCAGUUCUUUAAACAGUAUUGGAGAGGGCUCCCUGGAUUCCAGUUUUCACCCCGGACCUUCGGCUAAUUUUAAUCACCUGGGUGGUAACUCGUACUCCUCUGCUUCCAAGCUAGCGAACGCGAUGGCGCCAUCUGCGAGCGGCAUUUUGAAACCCGCGAGUGGUGGGUCGGGUGGAACCUCUUGGCUACCGAGAUUCAAUAAAGUGAAAAACGGGAACUCUAAUCCAAGCUCAAGAAGAGCUUCAACUCAACAAAACGGAGGUUUAUAA
Messenger RNA from Symsagittifera roscoffensis, 3203 nucleotides. Its product is annotated as short transient receptor potential channel 4-like. Gene Ontology annotation, biological process: regulation of cytosolic calcium ion concentration; calcium ion transmembrane transport. NCBI's taxonomy places the organism in Eukaryota, Metazoa, Xenacoelomorpha, Acoela, Convolutidae. The record is from RefSeq and is a predicted model, not a curated record. Gene Ontology annotation, cellular component: cation channel complex; plasma membrane. Gene Ontology annotation, molecular function: store-operated calcium channel activity; inositol 1,4,5 trisphosphate binding; protein binding.